Messenger RNA from Dichomitus squalens LYAD-421 SS1, 864 nucleotides. RefSeq names its product alpha/beta-hydrolase. The record is from RefSeq and is a predicted model, not a curated record. The coding region runs from base 1 to 864 and encodes 287 amino acids. NCBI's taxonomy places the organism in Eukaryota, Fungi, Basidiomycota, Agaricomycetes, Polyporales, Polyporaceae. Gene Ontology annotation, molecular function: hydrolase activity. The transcript has 7 exons.
AUGAGCGCCACAUCCCCGUCAGAAUCCGCAUACAGCGUGGAAGAUAGGUUAGUGCCGGUGGAGGGGGGUCAGAUCAAAGUACGCAUCGUUAUCCCGACUACGGACGACGAGGCCAAGACGUUCCCUGUCCACGUCUGGAUCCACGGUGGAGGUUUCGUUUUCGGCGAUCUCGAUAACGACGACUACCAGCUUCGCAAGAUUUCCGUCGACCAGCAGAUCGUCACUGUCAAUGUCGACUACAGGCUCGCCCCUGAGCACCCGUUCCCCGUGGGGUUGACCGACUCGUUGACGGCGUUGAAAUGGGUACUCGAAAACGCCGCCUCUAUCCGCGUCGACACUUCGAAGGGUCUCAUCGUCGGAGGCGACUCUGCGGGUGGGAACCUCGCGACGUCUAUAGGCCAUCUCGUCCGCGACGACCCCUUCUUCGAGGGCCGCCCGGUCACUGGAUUGCUUCUGCGAGAGCCAUCGGUCAUCCAUCCGGCUGCUUAUCCAGACGAGCUUAAGGCAGAUCUGUUGGCCUAUGAUGAGUACCAGAACACCCCCACGCUCACUAGGGCAGGCCUGCUGCAAACGAGAGCGUGGCUAAACGCUCCGCCGGCCGACCCCCGCUACUCGCCCGUCCUCGCCCCUUCGCACGCCGGGCUGGCACCCGCCUUCAUUCAGUAUAAUGAGCAAGAUCCUCUCCGCGAUGACGCCCGCGUCCUGGAGAAGCUCAUACGGGAGGCAGGCGGCAAGGUCAAGUCUGUAUUUUAUCCCGGUGUGCCGCACGCGUUCUACUACUUGGCGCCGAGCAUCUCGCUCGCACAGAAGGUAUGGCGCGACACGGAAGAGGGGCUCAGAUGGCUUCUUGCCGGCGCACCUUGA